Molecule: messenger RNA, 3940 nt
Organism: Saccoglossus kowalevskii
Lineage: Eukaryota; Metazoa; Hemichordata; Enteropneusta; Harrimaniidae
Product: aminopeptidase N-like
Biological process (GO): proteolysis; peptide catabolic process
Cellular component (GO): membrane; cytoplasm
Molecular function (GO): metalloaminopeptidase activity; zinc ion binding; peptide binding
Source: RefSeq, a predicted model, not a curated record
AUGGAAAAUGCAGGUGAUAAAAUGAAGGCGCACAUGUUACGGAACAAUUUAAUUUUCCACGGCAUUCCACAGAGUGGUUUGGAAACAUGGGAACAGACGGAAGAGUUACUAUGUGGAUUUAUUACUGAUAAACUGGAUAUUGACGGUUCACAGAUAGAAUUUCAGAUUGUUCACCGUUUAACUUAUGCCCGUAGCCGACCACAACCAAUAAUAGGCAAGUUUCUUAGGUAUAAACAGAGGGAUGAAGUUCUACGUGCUGCUCAGAAGGUGCUACAACAAACGACGCUUAUCCCCGUGCUUCGUUCCACAGCGCUUUUAAAGGAAUUCGCGUUCACAAGUCGCCCGGAAACUAUUCCGAGUAAGGAGUUAGUCAAAUCAUUUGACAGUGACUUUAUCACCAUGGUUUACAAUGUAUAUGACGGUGGUACGGAGGAAGAGAAACCGAAAAAUGGAUGUUUCGUGACAAAAACUGCAGGUAUUUUGAUCUUCGUCGUCGUAGUUCUCAUUCUGAUCGGCGCGGUUCUUAUGGCGUACUACAUCCCGCAGUCGUCGUGCGACGACGGCGAGACGGAAGACGGAGUGCCGAUGCCGGACGCCACCGUCACGGAAGAACCUAGCAUUGAGUUCGACGGUCUGUUGCCAGACACGCUAGUGCCUUAUCACUAUCGCGUUAAAUUAAAACCGUACUUGGACGAAGAACUGGAUGGGGAAGAUUGGAAGAAGCUCGAUGGUGAGACAUCCAUCUACAUAUCGUGUAUAAAAAACACCAACGAGAUAAAAGUUCACCACCGAUUGAUGACAAUAUCAACAUACGAGGUGAGAGACGAAGACGGAAAUGAAAUCGCUGUUACUAGUACAGAAAUAGAUAAUAUGUAUGCCUGGUUUAUAAUGUACACGAGCGAGGACUUGUUAGCGGGUAGAAAUUACUCUCUCCAUUUCGUGUACCAGGGAACCGUCGACCAAGCAGAUAUAAGAGGGUUUUACUAUAGCAGUUAUAUGGAAAAUGAUAUCGAAACACCAUUUGUUGCAACACACUUUGAGCCAACUCGUGCUCGUGACGCUUUCCCGUCAUUCGACGAGCCGCAUCUGAAAGCAACAUUUGACACCAUCCUCGUGCACCGGACAGCUGGGGUGAGCUAUGAGAGAAUAGCGUUAUCCAACAUGGAGAAUAUAAAGAAUGUAACGGACGGGGACUGGAACGAGGCUCAUUUCGCCACCUCAGUGAAAAUGUCGACGUAUCUCAACUGCUAUGUCAUCGGAGAGUUCGUUUGCAAAGAGAACAGCAACAGAACCCGUUACCAGUUUCGUGUAUGGAGUCGUCCAUCAACGAUCAAUUCAACACAGUACUCCUUGGACAUUGGCAUGGAUACUCUGACAUAUUUUGAACACCUCUUUGGUGUAGAUUACAAUCUGGCUAAAAUGGACAUGGUCGCAUUAACGGCAUUUUCACCCGGGGCUAUGGAAAACUGGGGUUUGAUUCUAUACAGAGAGACCCGGAUGUUGUACCCUUGGGAAGAUUAUAAAACACCAGCAACGAAGAAGGGUGUCGCCCUCAUCGUUGGUCACGAAAUACUGCAUCAGUGGUGUGGUAACUAUGUGACAAUGAUAUGGUGGGAUCACAUAUGGUUGAAUGAAGGAUUCGCCAGCUACUUCCAACAUGAUUCUGCAGACUAUGUUGAGCCACAGUAUCACUUUUUCGACCAAUUUUUCUUGGAAGACGAGACGUAUAGUGCUAUGCAGGUCGACCAGGAUGGAUCAUCGAGGCCAAUGAUAACACCUGUUGGUUUUUACGAAGAAAUAAGGAGUCUCUUUGACAGGAUAUCCUACGAGAAGGGUGCAGCUAUUAUCAUGAUGAUGAAGUCGUUCUUGGGCGAGGAUGUGAUGAUGGAAGGAAUCAGAAAUUAUAUUAAAGAUAACUUAUUUUCAAAUGUUCAUACCGACGAUCUAUGGCAAGCUUUGUCCGAGGUUAGCCCUUACAACAUGAAACAGAUUAUGGACACAUGGACGUUACAGAUGGGAUACCCCGUAGUGAACGUAAACAGAGUAGAUGACGUAGUGACUGCGGACCAAGAACAUUUCUUAGUGGCCCCUUAUGACGAGGUAGAGGACGACGAAUACACAAAUAAAGGUUACAAAUGGUAUGUUCCACUGACGUAUACUCACCAAGGUGAGAAAGAAUAUAUCAAUCCAGGAAUGGUUUGGAUGAACCAAGACUCAGCAACUAUAGAGUUUACGAACAUUGAUGAGGAACACUGGUACUUAGUCAAUAUUAACCACACUGCCUACAUCCGGGUAAAUUAUGAUGCUGAAAACUGGGAAAAAUUGAUAAAACAGUUAAAUGAAUCUUUUGAGGUCUUCCCAAUUCGAAGCAGAUCGGCUCUAAUAAGCGAUGCAUUCAUACUAGGCGAAGCGCAACAACUUGACAACGUAAUUGCAGUAAGACUGAUGGAGUAUCUCUAUAAAGAAGACCAAUACCUCCCUUGGGAUACGUGUAUCAGUGGGCAAUACUAUACGCUGUAUUCGCUAUGGAGAACAACAACAUAUGGACGAUGGGAGAAGUACCUCCGUUAUCUGCUUUCUCCGAGUUAUGAUGACCUUGGCUGGGAUUUCGAGUACACAUACAGCGAAGGCAAUGAAGUUGAAUAUUAUAGGCAGUUGACAACCGUCCGUGCUGCAUGUUUUUACAACCACGUAGAAUGUGCCGGUAAUGCCACAAGUCUCUAUCAUCAAUGGAUGGCCUCGCCUGACGAUGACAAUCCAAUUGAACCGAACAUGAGACAUUCCGCGUACUGUACUUCGAUUCGUCUUGGCAGUCACGAGGAGUGGCAGUUCGCAUUUGAAAGACAGAAGGACGACGAAGACGAGGGCGGUAGAUUGAGAUCCGCAAUGGCAUGUAGCAGAGAUCCAUGGGUUCUUGUUGGAUAUAUGGAAACUUCUCUUGACGAGAAUAGUGGAUUAUCUCCACUCACAACUAUUGGAUACGUAAGAGAUAACUCUGGGCUAGGUUUUAAUCUUGCGUGGGACUUUACACUGGACAACUUUAAUGAUCUACACGCCCUAUACGAAACCAGUGCCUAUGGCCUGGUAUUUAGCUUCGCUGUAAAGAUGAACACCCAGGAGGAUUUAGACAGCUUGAUGUCGUUUGGUUCCACGCAUUACGACAUGCCCGGGGAGGCCGCUGUCGGAUUUUACGAAGCCAUUAAAAUGGUAAAAAAUAACAUCAACUGGACUGACCGAAACGCGGAAGAUAUCGAGAACUUUUUAUUCGAAGUCACCAGUAGAAUUCCAUAAUUUUCAAAAUAACAAGUUCCAUACCAAUCGUGUUCCUUUGAUCGUCAUGGGUUCAUUGGAAUUGGUGUGGAUAUACGAAGUGCCAAUAUAAUUUGUUCUGAUACAAAUCUGAAUAUAUUUAGCAAGGACUGUACUUGUGUGCGCAUUGAAUUCAUCGAGCCAUGAUGUCCAAUUUCAAUGAUUUUGGGGGCGUUACAAUACCGAUUACACUAAUUUCUCCGUACGCUGAAAAAACAACUGUCGCAUUGGAUAUCGUUGGCGUUAUAUUACGUUGCCUUGCUGUCGGACAUAUCAUCAUAGGCUAGCUUCUGCUCGAAUCGUUAUGCUUAUUUAUUAUCCAUCAAUAAUGAACAUUGCUUUAUAGAAUGAUGCGUUUCUAAGUAACGGUUUGGUGACGCAUUUUAAUCAGGGAUUAUUAUCGAGUCUCGUUUAGGAUUUAAUCUUUGCAUAGGUACAUAUUUUGGACACGCGACUGCUGCAGUUUUUAAACAUAUGACUGACGUAUUGUAUGUAUGCCACGUCCGAUCUGAACAAGUACACUAAUUAUUAGUUCUCCCCCGCACAACGUUUGUAGUUCUCAGUUGACAUCUGUUCCGCGUGACACCUCGGAUAUUAGAGUAGUUGCGGUUGGAGCAAAUAACUCACCAAU